This is a messenger RNA of Danio rerio (zebrafish), 1583 nucleotides long. RefSeq names its product atypical chemokine receptor 3a (gene ackr3a). Gene Ontology annotation, biological process: vasculogenesis; angiogenesis; signal transduction. The record is from RefSeq and is marked provisional. Gene Ontology annotation, molecular function: chemokine binding; coreceptor activity; G protein-coupled receptor activity. Lineage: Eukaryota; Metazoa; Chordata; Actinopteri; Cypriniformes; Danionidae. Gene Ontology annotation, cellular component: membrane; endosome; plasma membrane.
AUACAGUCGUCAUCACCAAAUGAGAAGUUGGGUUUAAGUGCCAGCGAACUGACUGAAUUCUUCGCCAUGUGGGAAGAAUUAAACUUCACGGACUCCAAUAACAACAGCUCACGGGUUGAAGCGCAAAUGUGCCCGGCUUCUUUUAACCGUUCUGCUCUCCUCAAUGCCAUGUGCACCCUCUAUGCCUUCAUUUUUGUCGUUGGCCUGGCUGCCAAUGCGCUAGUAGUGUGGGUCAACAUGCGCUCUCAGCGUCAUUACCACGAGACGCACAUGUAUAUAUUAAACCUAGCGGUGGCUGACCUGUGUGUAGUGGCUACUCUUCCUGUGUGGGUGAGCUCGCUGGCACAGGGAGGACACUGGGCAUUCGGUCAGGCGGCUUGUAAACUCACACAUCUUCUGUUCAGCGUCAAUCUUUUCGCCAGCAUCUUCUUCCUGACCUGCAUGAGUGUGGACCGGUAUCUCUCGGUGGUGCGAUUUAGGGAGAUUUCUCACAGACGAGGAAGACAAGUUCGGCGUUUAGUGUGUGCGAUAACAUGGCUGCUUGCUUUAUUCGCCUCAGUACCCGACACAUACUUCCUGCGGUCUGUAAAGUCACAAUACAGUCACGUGACCUUGUGUCUUCCUGUAUACCCAGAGGACAACCCUUUGCAGUGGAUGGUGGGCAUACAAUUGAGUUUUGUAGUUCUUGGUUUUGCCAUACCUUUCCCUAUUAUAGCUGUGUCAUAUGCAUUGUUGGCAAACACUUUAGCUUCCACUUCCACUCAUUCACCUUCAAAUGGAGACCAGGAUCGAAGCGUGAGCAAGAAGGUCAUCUUAAUGUACAUAGUGGUUUUCAUAGCUUGCUGGGCACCAUAUCAUGCGGUGCUGUUAGCCGAUGCUCUAGCCAUGUUAGGUGUGCUUCCACUGGGCUGCAGUUCAGAGAAUGGUCUGUUUGUGGCACUUCACCUUACUCAAUGCCUGUCGCUGCUACACUGCUGUGUAAAUCCUGUGGUCUACAGCUUCGCCCAUCGCCACUAUCGCUAUGAUCUCAUGAAAGCCUUCAUCUUCAAAUACUCCACCCGUACGGGGCUUGCUCGACUCAUUGAUGGGUCUCAGGGUAUUGAGACGGAGUACGCAAUGGUGGAGAACAACCCUCCGACUGUGACUUAGAAGCCUUCAGAUUGUCACCCUCAACCAAAGUUCUGCACUGCUUCAAAACACAUAGUACCCUAACAUGCUUUCCUGAAAACUGGAUUCGAACAUGUUUUCUGUCAAUAUAGUGAUACAUGCUUAACUGUGACUCUAAAGACACCGAAUACGUCUUUUAAAACAAGCCAAAGACUUUAUUGUUAAAUCAGAACCACUCUGACUUGUUUCUCUGAAAUAAGGAAAACCAAAAAAUUGUUUGACUAAAUCAGCAAAUACUUAACAGUGACUGCGUAGAUGUGGAAUAAUUCAUUUAAAACAACAAUUAUUUAUUAAUUAACAUUGUUCCUUUGUGUCAGAGAUUGAUGGGAUUUGGAUAUUGAGAUAUCUGACUUGUUUUACCGCUGGCUCUGAUACCACAUCAGUUGGAUUUGAACAGUGUUUUUUUUUUUUUUUUA